Molecule: messenger RNA, 9929 nt
Organism: Paralichthys olivaceus (Japanese flounder)
Lineage: Eukaryota; Metazoa; Chordata; Actinopteri; Pleuronectiformes; Paralichthyidae
Source: RefSeq, a predicted model, not a curated record
AUGGCUGGAACAGAGCGUCUUUGGCUGUUUGCAAGUUUGUGUCAGGUGGCGUUGCUGACCUGUGAACAACAUUCAAAUCCUGUUGAGGUUGAAGUUGAGUUUCAGUCCUUCCCUUCUGGUCAAGAUCCAGACACCUACACAGUGACCUGCAGGACUGCAAGUAACCAUCUGGUGUAUGUGGAGCCCAUUGAUCCAUCAGCAUGCUCUGAUUGCAAGAAGUCCCUGCAAUUGGUUGAAGACCGAAGAGGAUAUAACAUCACACUGAGCUCUCGGAGGAAUGACACCACACUCGAGGCAAAGACUUUUCACUUAAUUCCAGUCUCCCUGGAUUCUUUUCGUGUACACACCACAACGACCUCCGCUCUCCUGACAUGGGAACUUCACAGACAGCAAAACCUCUCCACCCUGAGUCUGUACAACACUCACACAUUAUCUGUCACACACACAUUCAACAUGAAGCCCUCCGAGGUAGGAAAGUCCCAGUUUGCCGUGACAGGUCUCCGGCCUGGUACACGCUUCAAGGUCAAAAUUGUGGUGACCACAUCGCUCAGACACCUCAAUGUGAUCUUGAAGCAGAGACUCAGCAUCGGCAUGGAAACUGCUCAGUGCCCCCCUGGUUGGCCGGCCAGAGAACGGAGCUGCUACACUGUGAGAAGAAGAGCUUUGACAUGGAGCGACGCUCGGCACAGCUGUAAACAGCUGGCAGCUGGAAGUCACCUGGCUGACUUCAAGAGUCUCCAUGAUUUGACUUUUGUAUCUUCUCACCUGCUGAGCCACAACAACCUGCUGCUACUCUGGACUGGACUCAGUGACCAGCAGGAGGAGGGCCGACCGCUCUGGACUGAUGGGUCGCCAUAUAACCUGACGGACAUGAUGAUGACGUUACUGCCGGCCAAUCACACAGACUGUUUUGCCCUCCAGAGGAAUGCCACAGGACCAGGAUACUUCCUCACUCCAUUCUUCUGUAACAUCAACUUACCCUUCAUCUGUCAAUACCAGACCCCUCAAGUCCCUGCCUCCUUCUCCUUUGACCUGGUUCAGGUGACGGAGCAUCAGGUGGAGCUUCGCUGGAGUGACUUUUCCUCCCUGAGCUCACUCGAUCAUUCAUCUUUUGAGAUAUUCCUCCAGUACCAAAAGGAGACAUGUGAAGAGUUGGGGCAAAGUGAAGAAAGUAGAAGCAGGACGUCAGAGGACAAAAAGGAUAAAAUGGUCAAAGUCCCCAUCUCCCUGUCGUCCAGAGGGGUAACCGUGGCAGGUUUGUCUCCAGGGAGCAUAUACUCAUUCACCCUUGGAGCUUCUCACCCUGCUGGCUCCAGCUGGAGCUUGGGACAGACACUGACUGCGUACACCAGGCCACUUCCUCCUCAGAGCAUCACUGUGGGCUCCAUAACAGUCAGUCAGAUGAGUGUCCACUGGAUUCUGCCAGAUGUGCAGCACGUUGCUGGAGGGACAUUUGUUGUGCGAUACAUGGACAUGUCCUUGAGAAACGAGAGGAUAGUUGGAAUGAUCAACAUCUCCUGCUCAUCAGAGACUGGUAGGUUGCAGUCAUACACGGCUGUGAUUGGAGGGCUGGCGUCUCACAGGAAGUACGUGGUUGAAGUUUAUGCAGUCACGCAGCACGGGAUCCAGAGCUGUGGACAGACGCCUGUGACUGUACAGACUGCGGUGAGGGCCCCUAGUGGUCUGGUGGUGUUGAGUUCGAGGGGAAAUCUGACGGUCUGUUGGACCAGUCCACAUGACGACCCACCGGAUUCUUAUUACAUGACAGCCCACCCACUCAGUAACCCCAGCGCUUCUUCACUGUGGAUCAACCAAUCCAGUCCUGGUGGAAACUGUGUUGAUCUGGGCCCAUUUACUCCAGGUCAGACUUAUGAAGUAGGAAUGGUUGCACUGAUCGGAAAAGACCAGAGCCAGAGAACCAGCAUCACUCACACCACAGAUCCGUUACCUGUUCCGGUCGCAGUGCCUCUGUCAGUCAGCGCAACCUCUGCACAGCUGUACAUUCAGCAUCCACAGCUGGGUCUGACAGAUGGGGUGAAAGUGUGUAUGUGUCCGGGAGUUUGUGACCCUUUGUGUGAGGGAUCAUGUGGGUACUCAUGCGACUGGUACUCUCUCCCUGCUGGCAUUCAAACUGUGACACUCAAGAACCUCAGUCCAGGAACUGAGUACCAGCUGAAGGUUUACAGCACCAGCCGUGAGCAGACAGGACCUCCGUACUACACCAGUACCUUUAGAACGAGUCUGGUCCCUCCCAGCAGAGUGAGGGAGGGCGUGGUGACAGACUCAUCCAUUGAGCUGCUUUGGGAUCCCGCACACGGACGAGCUCUGAGGUUCGAGGUUGUCUGCCUGAACUGUGACCGUUCACACAUGGUGCAGAAGGUGUUCAACCAGAGCGCAGUGUUCUCCAGUCUAACUCCAGGCAGACUCUAUCACUUUACAGUACGAACAGAGAAGGAGUCCUUCACUGACAGCUUCCCUGUCACCAUCAACAUCACAGCAGCUCCCAGCCCAGUGGAGGUGUCUCUGGUCAAUAAAACCACAUCGUCCAUAUGCAUCAGCUGGAGUCUGGUAAGGGGAGUGAUGAGCGCACGCAUCCUGUCAAUCAAAAACACAACAUCCUGUCAAGAGCUGAUCAUUUCUGAUGUGGCGCUCAGAUCAUACAGCUUUAAAGGACUUGCUCCUGGAAGUCAAUACACAAUUGAGAUGAUUUGUACCAGCAGGGAAAGGAAGAGUAAACCGGCUACAAUAAUCGUCAAUACAAGUAAGUUUGCUGAUGUGGUCAAUGUCAGUCCAGGGACACAGUUCACUGUAACGGUCACAGCGGCCUCGUCCUCCAACUUCAGCCCCGGGAUCAGCCGCAUGAUCAACACUAAUGAGAGUGUUCCUGGUCCCCCUUUGGGCCUUGAAGGAGAGGCUGUCGGGUCUAACGGUAUUCUGCUCUCUUGGACCAUGCCAUCUGAUGCCAACGAUAUCGAUGAAUAUGUCAUCAGGUACAAGGAAGUGUGUCCCUAUCCUGAUCUCACCUUCACACAGGUGACGAAGAACCUGGAAAUACCAGAGACGCUUCUCACUGACUUCACCUCAGCUGGAAUUGGAGCACUGAGCAAAUCUAUCUACAUAAAGACUGCUGAGUCACCCCCUGGCCUGGUCACCAACCUCACAGCGUAUGCUCAGAACCACACCUCCGUCAUGGUUACCUGGUACCUGCCCCACCGCAUCAACGGCCUCAUAAACAAGUUUGCAGUCAAGGCAAAGCACGCUCGCACUGGGCAGACAGUCCGCACACUGGAGGUCAACGCAGAGGACAUCAUGACUGUAGCGCUGCCUCACUGCAAUGAUGCAGCUGAUAUCCUGUCUCGUGCAACUCCGAGUCCACUGGAGAUAACGGCCUCCUCUCCACCUAUCACCCUCUCCGCCGUGCCCCCUGCGGCCUCCUGGAGCGUGCCCAUAUCGGUGGGAGUUGAUCAGCUGCGACCUUAUACCGCCUAUCUUUUCGAAGUGUCUGCCUUCACGUCUGAUGGAGAGGGACAGAUAGCCUCCACCAUGGUCCGCAUGCCAGAGUCAGCUCCGGAAGAUGCACCACAAAACUUUAAUGUCCUGAACAUGACGUCAAGAUCAAUCUCUGUGUCCUGGAACGCUCCCAAAAUUACCACAGGAAAGUUCAGCUACAUGCUCUACCUUUACGGACCUACAGGAUUUAUGUAUGAGAACAGCACAGGGGACAUGCGGUUUGCUUUUAGUGGUCUGAUCCCAUACACAAGGUACACGGUGGCCGUCCGAGCCAAAGCAGCUGGUGAAGUGGGUCCAGCGGCGCAAGAAGACGUAGUUACACCUGCUGAAGCACCUAGUGCAGUGCAGAACCUGGAGGCUGUCGCUGAGGAUUCAGUUUCAAUCCGUGUGAGUUGGAAAAGCCCUGCUCAACCUAACGGCCCCAUCACUCAGUACAGACUGCAGGUCCUGGUGGACGACACUCUGCUGCAGGACAUCACCCUCACUGCAGAGGCGAAUGGAACCGAUUUGUAUGAAGAGGAGACACUUUCUCCCGAUGUCCGCAACAACUCAGGUCGACGUAAGAGAACUGCUGAGCUCGGUCUGAUCACAUCUCCACCGACUUUCACAGCCACUGUUUCUGAGCGCACGCUGCCCACUGAUAUGACUGUUUCCACCGUCCAGCACUCUGGACUUAGCAGCUCUGCUGACAUCACAAGCUCUGAUGUUCAACCUACAGCUGAUCCCAUGGUCACUGAGAAGACCAGCACCAAUUUCACCACUGCUUCACACUCUGACAGCACUAAUGUAAAGUCUUCAGAGUCUUCAGUGGAGUCUGGAACCACUGCUUUUUUUCUUACCUCUGUACUUCCUGUUACGCUUCCACCCUGGCUGACAAAGCAAUCACAUGUUGGCGAUAUGACUUCAGACUCCUCCAUUUUGGCCGUGACCCCAAACCCGAUGCGCUUGUCCACACGUGAUGCAUCUAUUACGGGACACUUUUCAACACGCAGCGCAGCAACUUCUGGUAUUACGGGUGUUACAGUGAGAGAAGAGGUGAUGGACGUUCUGUCUGAGGAUUUGUCGUACCUGGUGUUGGAUCUGAAUCCCUUCACCGAGUACACGUUCAGGGUCACUGCGUCCACCACUGUGGGGGAGGGCCCUGCCACGGACAUCUCUGAGAAGACCAGGGAGCAGGUCCCGAGCUCCGUUCUUGAAGUGUCUUAUCAAAACAUCAGCUCCACCUCCAUACAAGUGAGCUGGGUCCCUCCAGUCAACCCUAAUGGACGGAUCACACACUACACCGUCUACAGCCUCGAACUGCACAGUAAACAGGCACUGACGUGGAUCAGUAACACAACCAGCAUAUUGAUAACAGAUCUGGACAAGUAUACUGGUUAUACGCUGCGUGUGGCUGCAUCCACAGCUGUGGGAGAGAGCGCUCUUACUGAGGAAGAUGACAUCUUUGUUUACACCUUAGAGGACGAGCCUGACUCCCCCCCUGUGAACCUCACUGUGGUGGAAACCAGCCCCUCCACCGUCACACUGGCCUGGUCUCCACCUGAGAGAGCCAACGGGCUGAUCCAACGUUACGAGGUCCUGUACGAGAACGAGUCCUACUCUGCUCUGAUGAACACCUCCUCAAACAGAGUGACUCUGACCAGCGUGAAGCCGUUCUCAUACUACAACGUAUCUGUGAGGGCGUACACGCGUUACGGCCACGGCAACCAGACGUCAGACACUUUACACCUCCUGUCUGGAGAAGAUGUCCCAGGCAGUCCUCCGUACGGCCUCUCCUAUGAGUCAGUCAGCCCGAGUGAGGUGAAUGUGACCUGGCAGCCACCUCUGCUUCCUAACGGCCUCAUCACCCACUACAGCCUGGAGCUUUGGAAUUCCACUCACUACCUGAACCUCACCUCCCCGACCAGCUACAUCCACAUCACGCACCUGCGGAAGUACGCGCACUACCGCAUCAUGGUGCAGACACACACACGUGUCGGGCCGGGGAACCACAGCAGUGAGCCGCUCAACGUGACCACACUGGAGGAUGUGCCGAGUGACUCUGUUCGAAACCUGACGGCUCAGAUCUUCAGCUCCACGGCCAUAAUCGUCAGCUGGGACCCGCCCAUGGAGCCAAAUGGCCGUCCUUACUACCUGCUCACCUUACAGGAAGCUGGCAUCCCCCCAGAUGUUCCCAACCACGGGGCUCCAGCUGUCAACAAGACCAUCAAGCACACCACGACUGACAAUGUCUUCCUCUUCACUAGACUCAGGAAGUAUUUCCCUUAUGUGCUAACAGUUACCCCAGCAACUGGUGCUGGCUCUGCCUACAACCACACCUGCACAAUGUACCUGAGGACGGAUGACGACAUCCCUAGUUCUGCUCCGUUGCUGGUCUCCAGAAGGAACCUGUCGUCGUCCGCCAUCGCCGUGGUCUGGCAGCGCCCUCUGGAGGCCAACGGGGAGAUAUCUGAGUAUACCCUCACUCUGGUCGGCCCAGCGGGCUCCAACACAACACAUACCACCAACACCUCGUUCAUCCUCGCUAACCUACUUCCAUACACGGCCUACAACCUCACCAUCACAGCAGCGACACGUAAAGGUUCGGGGCCUCAUCUGCUGCUGCAGCUGCACACUGAUGAAGGAGGCCCCAUGUCUCCUCCUCGUAACCUGACUAUAUACAACCACACGGCCAUCUCUGUGUGGCUGAGCUGGGAGCCUCCUGUGGAACCCAAUGGUGUGGUGACACAGUAUGGCUUCAGGAUCCGAGACCUCAUCACACACACCGUCACACACCAGAAUUCCUCUGGUCCAUCGACGACAGAGUAUCUUUCUGGCUUCAGGCCUCAUAGCUCCUAUGAGAUCAGUGUGUACAGCUACACCAGAGUGGGCCAUGGGAAUCAGUUCAGCAGCCCCGUGACCUUCACCACUAACGAGUCAGUAUCUGAUGCUGUGGGGAACCUCUCUUGCUCGGGAGGGAGCUGGGAUUCAAUUCUGCUGUCCUGGGAAGUUCCGGUCAACCCUAAUGGGCAGAUCGUUUUUUAUGAGAUUACAGUGGAGGUUGAUGUGCAGUCGUACACACACCAGGCUCACUCACCAGAGUACACAGUGAGCGGGCUGUCACCAGAUCAGACGUACACACUCACCGUGGCAGCAGUCAACUCCGCAGGACCCGGUGAUGCGGUAAACUGUAAUGCCUCCACUCUCUCUGAAUCAGUCCCAGCUGCCCCUCGCUCCCUCACCAUCUCUCAGGUCACACCGACCAAUGUGACACUUCACUGGGCUCCGCCGCUCUCCAUACCCGGCCUGCUGAAAGAGUACCACAUCAUUGCUCAGCUGCUUUCAACUGUUUGUGAAACAAACAUCGUACCCACGGCACAGCCGCCCUCGGAGGACGAGCUGACCUCAGACUGUGUGGACUCUCAUGUCCUGGUGUCAGUAAAUAGCAGCGAGGAGAACCCCAACAGCAUAACACUGCAGUCCCUCAAUAAAUACAGGUACUACCGCUUCAAAGUGGCCGCUGUGACCAACGCUGGAGUUGGAGAGUACACUCGCUGGAGUUAUGCACGCACCCUCGCUGGAAACCCUGAUGCCCCUCCCCGUGACCUGAGGGUCACCCCCUCAUCCAACAGCCUUCGCAUUGCGUGGGACGCUCCAGCUGUUCUCUCUGGGCCGACAUCGUAUCUUGUUCAGGUGGAAGGUCCUGGUUUGAACAUGUCAACAGUCCGGGCUCCAGGAGAGUUGACAACUGUUGUUGUGACGAACUUGACCGCUUUCACUCGCUACUCUGUGACUGUCACUGCCUUCACUGGGCCACUGGCGCUGGCUGCUAGCGAAGGGAAAGCUGCUGGACCCACUGGAUUUCAAACGAUGGAGGAGGAACCAAAGGACCCUCCCAAGAACAUAAUUGUAUCAGUCAUCCCGGAGGAAGUGAACCGUGUGAAGGUGACCUUCACGCCCCCAGAAGAGCCCAAUGGAAACAUCACCGCCUACUUUGUGUAUGUAUAUGAAAAGGAGCGGCUGGUCAAGAACAUCAGUCUCAGUAUCAUCCAGAGAGAAGACAACAACACGCUGGCAGCUGUCAUCGAGGGCCUGAAGGGAGGACACAACUACAGUAUACAGAUUUCAGCAAGGAAUGGGGCUGGCAGGAGUCCGCCCAGCCCACAUGUCCAGAUAACCACAGGAAUCAAAGCCCCAGCCAAGCCAACCCAAAGACCCCAGGCAGUGCUGGGCCAUGGAGGGGUUGCCAUAGUAACCCACAGGAGUAUCACCAUCCGCAUGCCUGCCUGUUUCUAUAGUGACAACAAUGGACCAAUCACAAAAAUCCAGGUCGUCGUGGCCGAGUCAGGGGUGAAGGACGUCCAGAACCUGACCAACUGGAAGAAUGCAUUUUUUGAUCGUCCUGGCCCCUACCUGACUGACAGGGGGUUCCCCAACCCGCCAUGUUUUUCGGGGGACGGGGUGUCACGCACGGGCGGACACUUCAGACGCAAUCGCAGUGUGCCUGGAGACGGCCGGGCUCCAGUGAGGCACAAUCACACUAUGGCAGCAACGUACGUGAUCGGGGAGAAUGAUGACUGCAUGCAAGAGAACAACACCAAUAAUUUCUGCAACGGGCCUCUGAAAGCGAACACGGUCUAUGUGUUUAAGUUUAGAGCCACUAACAUCAAUGGCCAAUACACAGACUCUGACUUCUCUGACCAUGUCAAAACUGCAGCGGACGGGCUGUUGACCAGAGAAGAGCAAAUCAUUCUGGGUGUUCUGCUUUCCUUCUUCUUGGCCGUGUUACUCAUCAUCAUCAUCUGUGCCUCAGUCAAGAUCCAUCAGCGCAAGAAGGAGGGCGGGACUUAUUCACCGCGAGAGGCAGAAAUCAUAGAGACCAAGUGUAAACUGGAUCAGCUGAUCGCUGUGGCCGAUCUGGAGCUGAAACAAGAGAAACUCAACCGGUAUUCUUCCUUCUUCUUUAGACGGAAAGAGAUUUAUGUCAUCCAGCUUCUCAGCUACAGGAAAUCACUCAAGCCCGUCAACAAAAAGUCUUUCCUGCAGCAUGUAGAGGAUCUGUGUGCCAAUGACAAUGCCAAGUUCCAGGAAGAGUUUGCUGAGCUCCCAAAGCUGCUGCAGGACCUGGCCACCACAGAUGCUGAUCUGCCCUGGAACAAAUCCAAAAACCGCUUCCCUAACAUCAAACCGUACAAUAACAACCGAGUGAAGCUGCUGUCAGAGCCGGGCACUGCAGGCUCGGACUACAUCAACGCCAGCUUCGUCUCAGGAUACCUGUGUCCCAAUGAGUUCAUCGCUACUCAGGGUCCUCUGCCUGGCACAGUGGCAGACUUUUGGAGGAUGAUCUGGGAAACGGGGACUCGCACCAUCGCCAUGCUCACGCAGUGUUAUGAAAAAGGCAGAAUUCGGUGUCACAAGUACUGGCCUGAGGACAACAAGCCAAUGUCAGUGUUUAGUGACAUUCUCAUUUCAAAAGUGUCAGAGGAAGUCCUGCCUGACUGGACUGUCAGAACCCUGAAAGUAGAAAAGCACGGACACUACAUUCUGGUUCGCCACUUCAACUACACGUCGUGGCCUGAGCACGGGGUCCCAGAGUCCUGCAGCACGCUCAUAAAGUUUGUCAAAGCUGUCCGGGCCCACAGACACGAAAACACCACCAUAGCGGUCCACUGCAGUGCUGGUGUGGGGAGAACAGGUGUGUUCAUCGCCUUAGACCACCUCAUCCAGCACGUCAGAGAUCACGACUUUGUGGAUAUCUACGGUCUGGUGGCCGAGCUGCGCAGCGAGAGGAUGUGCAUGGUGCAGAAUCUGGCCCAGUACAUCUUCCUGCACCAGAGUACACUGGAACUUCUUAACAACAAAGGCAACAGCCAAUCCAUCUGGUUUGUCAGCUACUCUGCUCUGGAGAAGAUGGACUCUCUGGAAGCAAUGGAAGGUGAUGUUGAGCUGGAGUGGGAAGAGACCACCAUGUAAAGACAAACCAAGGGACACCUGCACCCGAGUGAGACAGAACCUGUGCACAGACCCUGGACAUGGCGGCCUGCACCUCGUAGCGGCAGAGGAAGUAGGGAGGAAGGGGACGUGAACGACACAGUCUGAACUGAACGGCCCGUCAGUCGACUCAAGGUUUUGUUGCUCCUCUUCAACCCAUUUCUCAGCUCAGGCCUCCCUUCACUCCACCACUUGUCUACUUGUUUUCAAAGAGAGUGAGCGAGACAAAAGGGAGACGGUGACAAGGAGUUUCAGAAACAACAGCGAUAAAGGAGAAACCGCAGAGACAGUGAGCGCUCUAUCACGUCUGUAAGCCUUUGCACAAAUUGAUUUCACUGUGUAUUGUAAUUACUGUAUUAUGUUGAUAUUAUCUAUGUUUUUUGUAAGAUAAUUUAUUCAAGCCAAAAUGGUGUUCUCUUUGUAAUUCUGCCUGUGUCGAGGUUUUUGUU